Pantherophis guttatus is the source of this 4696-nucleotide messenger RNA. RefSeq lists its product as uncharacterized. The record is from RefSeq and is a predicted model, not a curated record. NCBI's taxonomy places the organism in Eukaryota, Metazoa, Chordata, Lepidosauria, Squamata, Colubridae.
UGUAAAAUGGGGGAAAAAAACAUUUAACAAAUGUUUCACUUAGCACCAAAAGUUUUGGCCUCCAUUUGUGGUCGUUAGUCGCGGACUACCUGCUUUGCGUAGCCUUUGGUACCCUGGUACGCCCACAAACUCAGGGACAUUGCUGGGAAGGGUUAAUGCAAUAGAGUUGUAGAGCCUUAGAGAGGCGCAAGCUUGAAAAUUCCGUUCUGUCUUGCCUGGCCUGGGAAUCAUUUUGUAAGUUAUUUUGUAAGUGGGGAGAGAUUAGUGAAUUUGCAAACCUUUAAGGAGUGCCAUGCAAAAAAAAAAAAAAAAAAAUUGGUCCUUUUAAAAAAGCCGCAUGGAGGAAGGGCUACGGCGGUGGGCCAGAUAAUGUUUUCAAAGGCCUUUUUAUUGCCAUCUCCUAUAAGAAACCUGGGUGAAAGGAGAUGCUUUACUUAGUACUUUCCCUUCUCCGUGGAAAGCUCUUGUGCCAUUUUCAAGAAGGUGGAAGAUGCUGAUUUGUUGAUCGGCGAAUACGUUUCAUUGAAUGCGUCAAAUCUGUUGCAUAAUGCUGCAGUAGCCUUCGAGGGAUGCUGCUAAUAAAGACAACAAUAGAACAGGCCAGUCCUCGAAGGAGAAAAUGUUUACUGUGCAAGAGGUAGAGGUGUCCGAGUUUCUGCUACAUCAUAAUAUGGAUCCUGAAAUGAAAACGGAAGAACAGGACUCCAUUGACCCCAAAGCAGGAAAGGAAAGAACACAUUUUCUAAACAUUGGAAAAAGCAAGGAAGAACCAAGGCAUAAUGUGAAAGCAGAGCUAGAGGAAAAUCCAUCAAAGAACUGGGAUGCCCAGUUGCAAGAGUUUCUGAAGACACUGGAGGAUCCCCAGGGAAGAAGGGAAGUUCCACAGUGCCUUGAGCCAAAGCUCUGGACCGGUCCUAAAUUAUCUUGGAUGUCCUCCCAAGGAGGGAUGGAUACCAGCAAAUGGUUGAAAGAAAUGUGGAUUUCCGAGGCUCAUCGUUUUGGGACAACCCAAGAGGAUUGGGACACCUUUCUGGACGUUGCCCAUGGUGGGAAGGAGAAGAUUGGAGAACUGGCUGAAGAAGCCAUCAGGGCAGAGACAAGAUGCCAUCGCUUUUGGACCCUGAGCUACAAAGAGGCCAAGGGACCUCAAGAUUUUUGCCAGCAGCUUCAAGAGCUUUGUCACAAGUGGUUGAAACCAGAGAAACACACCAAGGAGCAGAUCCUAGACUUAGUGACCUUGGAGCAGUUUCUGUCUGCCUUGCCUCUGGAUAUACAAAAUUGGCUCAGGAGAAAUGGCCCAGAAACUUGUUUUCAUGCAGUGUCCUUGGCAGAGGAGUUCCUCUUGAAGAGAGAGGAGACCCAGACAUGGGAACAGCAGGUGAUAGAGAUAUCGGAAGAAGAAGAAGACAUUGUAAAAGCCUCCAAGUCAAGCCAGCUUCCAUCAGAACCACCAAAGGACGAAGAUUUUGGAAUGGUUAAACCAAAAUGUGACAGCAGCAAAAACCGGACACGUCUUGAGUGGCUGAAUGAAGAUGGUGAACCAAAGUUGAAGAAUUCUGAAAAAAGGAAGCCUCUGAGGAUGUUCUUGAAAGCUGCCAUCAAAACUGAUUUGCUGGCUUUCAAAGAGAACGAUGGAAACCGCGACCCAGCAACGAAGCAGAAUGGAAGUGAUGUUGGAAAGGGAGUGGGUCAGUUAGUUCAGCCCCAAAGUGUUUGCCCAGGGCUCAGUGAUCCUGCUGUUCAAGAGGAAAAUGAGAUAAAUAAUAACAGGAGUCAAAGCUUGAAGAUAAUGAGAGCUGAAAGCCCUGAUUCAGAAGAGAAGUCGUUCCACUGUUGGCAUUGUGGCCAAAGCUUCAGAAACAGUUCACACCUGGUGACCCACGAAAGGACUCACGUUGGCGAGAAACUGUACAAAUGCUCCCACUGUGGAGAAAGUGAGAGGACCCACACAGGUCAGAGGCCCCACAAAUGUUCUCACUGUGGGUGUAUUUUUGGCUAUCACGCUCGCAAGAGGAUCUCCAUGGGGGAGAAGCCCUAUGUGUGUUCUGACUGUGGGAAAAGUUAUAGUCAGAAAUCUGAUCUUUUAAAACACCAGAGAACCCACACAGGCGAGAAACCUUACAAAUGUUCUGCCUGUGGCAAAACUUUACGAAAUGGGUCAAGUCUCAAAGCGCACCAGAGAAUCCACACUGGUGAGAAACCGUACAAGUGUUUGUACUGUGGGAAGUGUUUCAUCUGGAGUUCGCAAUUCCGGUUGCACGAGAGAAUUCACACAACUGUAUGCUCCCACUGCGGAAAAAGUUUUGGUCGGAAAUCGGAGCUGGUGGAACACGAGAAGACUCAUCUAGUGGAAGAUUCGUUGGUGUGUUUUGCCUGCGGGAAAGUCUUUGAACUCAGCUUUGAGCUCAUGGCACACGUGCAGACUCACAAAAAGAAGCCGUUUGAGUGCUUGGCCUGCGGGAAAACUUUUAUGAACAGUUUGCAACGCGCUGCGCAUCAGAAGGUCCACACAGGAGAGAAGCUGCAUAAGUGUUCCCAUUGUGGGAAAAGCUUUAGUCGGAGACAGAACCUGAAAGCUCAUGAGAGAAUCCACACUGGAGAAAAGCCACACAUGCGCUUAGUGUGUGGGAAAAACUUCCGGAACACCCCGAAUCUCAAAUCCCACGAGAGGACUCACAUGGGAGAGAAACCGUACCGUUGCUCCCAUUGUGAUAAAAGUUUCCGGUGGAGUUCACAACUCCUGUUGCAUAAGACGAUUCACACAGGAGAGAAACCCUACCCAUGUUCUGAUUGCGGGAAAACAUUUGACAGGAAGUCCAAGCUUCUGAGGCACGUGAGAAUCCACACAGGGCAGAGGCCUUAUGUGUGUUCGGACUGUGGGAAAAGUUUCAUCUCCAGCUCAGUCCUUUUGCGACAUCAGAAAGUCCACGUGGGAGAAGAUGUUGCAAAGUGCUUAGAAUGCGGGAAAGAUUUCGGACAGCGUGGGGACCAGGCAGAAAAGAUGUCAAAAUGUCCUGGGUGCAUCCAGGGACCAUCCCUGAGUUUGGAUCUUGAACGUGGACAAAUGCAGCCGAAAGAGAAGACAUUUGAAUGCUCGCUCUGCAGAAAAACUUUCAAAAACAGCUCUUACCUUAUGUUUCAUCAGAGUGUCCAUACCAAGGUUCGACCAAGACAGUGCCUGGAGUGUGGGCGAGACAUAAUCAGGAGGCCUAACCUCAUUGCCCCUUUGAAAAAUCUCUCUGGGCAAACCCCACAGAAAUGCUCAGAAUGUGAAAAACUGUUGAACUAGAUCUUGGAGGAAAAUGUUGACCUCAAUCUACUUCUCUACUCAUCUCCUUCAUCUACUCAUCUCCUAAACAUUAUACUUUUUGUCCCUUGUGUCAGAAGAUAUUUAUGGGGGCUGUUUGUACGUCAGUCGAAAAAAGUCCGGACAGCCAUGGCCAUAGUGACUGUUUGACGCUACAGCCUACCUGAAGAUGAUCAGAAAUUUGUACCCCACCAUGAUCACAUGACUGUACUUUGGAGGUUAGGCAACAAGGACAGAUUUGCAGCGAUUUGCUGUGUCCUGUGGUCAUGUGACUGUUUUACAAUGGUUUUGUCGGAAACUGGCACUUCUGGUUUUCACCAAAACUGCAUUUAUAAUUAUAUUCACACUUAUGACUGUUGUGUCUGCUUUAACAACCGGCGUUCACACCAUCACUGAAUGACUGCCACACAUUAUUUAAAAAAAAAACCCAAACCAUUAUUAUUUAAGCAGUAUUUGCUUAAAAACUGCGGCAUUUGCUUAACAACCAACACAAAAAAUGUCAUAAGACCUGGUCUGGUCAUGUGGUGACCUGAUUAACAGCCACAGUAACUUAUCAUCAUAAUUCAAGGCUUAAUUACAAUCAUAAGUUGAGCACUGCCUAUAGUCAUUGGUUCUAAUUCUUUGGUUUUAUUCUUUGGUUUUAUUAUUUAAGAAAAUCAAUGACUUGAUUUUCUUCAGAUUUUUCACAUUUCAUUUUCUCUCUGUUGAACUUUGUUUUCUUUCCACUUUUUUCUUAAUGCUUUUUUAAUUAAUCAGCUUGGUUUAUCUGCUGGUCUGUUUCUGAAGACUCCAAACAGCUUAUUUUGGUUUCUGCAGCUUGAUGGUUUUCCUUCCUGUGCCAGUUUCAACUCAGUUGCUGAGUUGUCACCUUUCACAGCUUUUGUGUGGUCUCUUUGAUCAUAGUUCUAUAAAGUUCUAUAGGAGCCUGAGUGGCGUAGGAGGCUAAUGCUACUAAGGCAGCAUUUAACAUCCAGCUGCCUGCAAUUACUGCAAGUUCAAUUCUCACCAGGUUCAAGGUCGAUUCAGCCUUCCAUCCUUUCUAAGGUAGGUAAAUUGAGGACCCAGUUGUGGGGGCAAUAAACUGACUUUGUAAAAAUAUACAAAAGUAUGAAGGCUAUUGCUUAACGCACUGUAAGCCGCCCUGAGUCUCCGGAGAAGGGCGGCAUAUAAAUCAAAAUAAAAUUUAAAAAAAAUAAAAAUCCAUAGAAGACAAGCGUAUUUAUAAUUACAUGAACAAAGGGAUCUUCACAAAAGAUGUAGCUAAGGCUAUUUGAUAUCCAAGCCUAUAAAAGCAUUGGAAUUUUAUUCCCGUAUUAUUGCUUUCUCUGUUUUUUAAAGACAAGAUUAAAGUUCGUUGCUGUUUUCAUUUUUCUUUUGUGAAAACAACUA